Messenger RNA from Larimichthys crocea (large yellow croaker), 713 nucleotides. RefSeq names its product lysozyme g-like (gene g-lysozyme). Gene Ontology annotation, cellular component: extracellular region. NCBI's taxonomy places the organism in Eukaryota, Metazoa, Chordata, Actinopteri, Sciaenidae. Gene Ontology annotation, biological process: peptidoglycan catabolic process; defense response to Gram-positive bacterium. The record is from RefSeq and is marked provisional. Gene Ontology annotation, molecular function: lysozyme activity.
ACUCCAGUUUCAAGGGGACCGUCAGCAGAGGAAGCAGAAAGAUGGGUUAUGGAAACAUUAUGAGGGUUCAGACUACCGGUGCAUCAUUGGAAACAUCUCAGCAGGACAAACUGGGAUACUCAGGUGUGAAGGCAUCACAAGCAAUGGCAGAAUUAGAUGCAGGCCGAAUGGAAAAGUACAGAUCUAAAAUCAACAGUGUUGGACGUAGAUAUGAUAUCGAUCCAGCUCUCAUCGCUGCAAUCAUCUCCAGAGAAUCUAGGGCUGGAAAUGCACUAACUAAUGGAUGGGGAGACUAUAGCCCAGCGAGAGGACAAUACAACGCCUGGGGACUGAUGCAGGUUGAUGUCAAUCCGCAGGGAGGUGGACACACUGCAAAGGGCGCGUGGGACAGUGAGGAACACCUCUGCCAAGCUACUGGGAUCUUGGUUCAUUUCAUCAAAGUGAUUCGCAACAAAUUUCCUGGCUGGAGCACAGAGGAGCAGCUGAAAGGAGGGAUAGCAGCAUACAAUAUGGGGGAUGGAAGUGUCAAGGACAGAGAUGUGGAUAAAAACACAACAGGUAGCGACUACUCCAAUGAUGUUGUUGCCAGAGCUCAGUGGUACAAAAACAAUAAAAACUAUUAACAGCUGAAGCAGCCCACAACAAAGAUUUCAAACAUGACAGAAACAAUCUGUAACGUGUGCAACUUCUGCCCAAUAAAGAAACUGUAAACC